Molecule: messenger RNA, 10733 nt
Organism: Brassica rapa (field mustard)
Lineage: Eukaryota; Viridiplantae; Streptophyta; Magnoliopsida; Brassicales; Brassicaceae
Product: inactive TPR repeat-containing thioredoxin TTL3
Cellular component (GO): cytoplasm
Molecular function (GO): protein binding
Source: RefSeq, a predicted model, not a curated record
AUUAAAUUUAUGACACCAUUACAAAACACGAAACGGAAGAUUCUUCCGUUCCUAAUUACCGUCCGACCAAGAAAAGCCUAAUCACAUCUGUCUCUCUCCCUCUUCUGUUCUUCAUUUUUAAGAGAUGAGAUAUUUCUCUUCUCAUCGCCAUUGAUCUCUGUUUUCUAAAAUCUUUCUGAAUCUAGAACUUGUUUCUUUCGGAGGAAGAGGGUAUUCAGAUUCUCAGGCCGGUUCUUAAGAUGGGGGAGAACGCGGCGCAGAGAAGAUCCGGUUGUGGUUUAUUGAGCGUAAUGUUCGGUAGACGUAACUUGUGGUCCAAGAAACCUACUCCAACCGACAACGGUAGCCAGAAAAGCACAUCUACGGCUGCGACCGCCACCAGCAACAUUCAGUUCACUAAAUCUCCCGGAAACGACUUAAAGAAGCCUCACCAUGACGUCAAGGUUUCCGUAGAGACGAUCCAGAACAACAAGAUCCAGAAUCAGAAUCAGAGAUCGGUCGUGCCAUCAAAACCCUCUUCUAACCAAUACCCUAAUAACCAUCAACUAGGGACUUACGAGAACCAACAACGGAGUAGUUACAACAACAAUAGUAGUAGCGUUGAUCCAUACCGAGGAGGACAGAGGAAAGUGCCGAGAGAGGCCAUUGGUUUAUCUGGUGAGCUUGAAAGCAUGAUCACCGAUCAUCAGAAGUCAAGAGGAGCCAACGGUUUGGUUCGUGCAUCUUCUAGCAAUGUGAUGUUAUAUGGCAACCUUGGCAAUCUGAACCAGUCCGGACCAGCAACGACCCUAGGUUACGGUAAUGUUAAUUCCGGUGGAGGAUAUGUUGCGACGAGGACGAAUGUGGCUGCUCCCGCAACGGUGACAACAAAGAGCCAAGAUCAAUCAGGGUCUUUGUGUAGAGCAAUCUCAACGAGAAUGGAUCCAGAGACGUUGAAGAUAAUGGGGAAUGAAGAUUACAAGAAUGGGAACUUCGCUGAGGCUUUAGCUUUGUAUGAUGCAGCCAUUGCCAUUGAUCCUAACAAAGCUGCGUACCGUAGCAACAAGAGCGCGGCUUUGACUGCACUUGGGAGGAUUCUCGACGCGGUUUUCGAAUGCAGAGAAGCUAUCAGAAUCGAACCUCAUUACCAUAGAGCACAUCAUCGGUUGGGUAACUUGUACCUCAGGUUAGGAGAAGUGGAGAAAUCUAUAUAUCAUUUCAAGCAUUCGGGUCCAGAGGCUGAUCCGGAAGACAUAGUAAAGGCGAAAGCUGUUCAGACACAUCUCAAUAAGUGCACAGAAGCUAAGAGGCUACGUGAUUGGAAUGGUCUGAUCACAGAGACAACAAACACAAUCUCUUCAGGAGCUGAUGCAGCUCCACAGGUAUACGCAUUGCAAGCCGAAGCAUUGUUGAAGACACAUAGACAUCAAGAAGCCGAUGAUGCUUUGUCCAAAUGUCCGGUUUUCGAUGUGGAAACCAGCACAAGGUACUACGGACCGGUCGGUUAUGCAGGUUUCUUGGUUGUCCGUGCUCAGGUUCACUUGGCUUCUGGCAGAUUUGACGAAGCUGUGGAAGCGAUCCAACGCGCCGGCCAGCUGGAUGGGAAUAACCGUGAGGUGGCCAUGGUUUCACGGAGAGCUCAAGCGGUGACUGAAGCUCGGUUCAGAGGAAACGAGUUGUUUAAAGAUGGACGGUUCGAAGAGGCGUGUGCUGCUUAUGGUGAGGGACUAGACCAUGAUCCACGGAACUCUGUUUUGCUCUGUAAUCGUGCAGCUUGUCGGUCGAAGUUAGGUCAGUUCGAAAAAUCUGUUGAUGAUUGCACGGCAGCAAUCUCUGUCCGGCCAGGCUACCGUAAAGCUCGCCUUAGAAGAGUUGAUUGUAACACUAAGAUGCGAAAGUGGGAGUUAGUGGUGGCAGACUAUGAGAUAUUGAAAAAAGAGACUCCUGAGGAUGAGGAAGUGACCAGAGGAUUAUCAGAGGCACAACAACAACUCAUGAAACGUCGUGGCCAAGACUCUUGAGAGUAAUUUCUGUGGGUAAAAUAUGGAACGAGAGAAAAAUACACUUCCGGAAAAUUAAAUGUUUGAUUAUUUUUUUGAGCCGGCAAGUGACACCUAAAUGACAAUCUUGUGAUUCUUUAAACUUUUAAAUUUUUCUUUUUUUGGGUGAUCAAAUGUUGUAUAGAAAAUGAGAUUGUGGUGAUGCUGUAUCUAGCUUUUAAACACACAACUUGUCCAUGGUAUAUCAAAAACUUACAUUCUCGGGUCAUUAUCUAUCCAAAACAAAUUAUGUAGCUGUAGACUUAGGGGUGUUAAUGAAGAUUAGCAAUGAUGAAGCAUCAUGAUAUUGUCAUAGAAGAGAGAUAUUAUAAUGCUAACAACACUAUGUUAGAUGUUUCUGUUUUGUUAAAUGCGUCCCAGUUCGAACCCGCAGAUAUAAGAACCACAACGAUCUACAAGCCACGGCCAGUUCAUUUGUGAAAACUCAAAAGUCAAAACUGCUUUUCAUGACGUGAGCUGAACGCGUUGGCGUAAUGCUUUAACAUUUUGUAAUCACUCAGAUGUCAAGCAUUGUAAAGUUGUAAUACAAUAACGCCUUUGCUUUCAUUUUCUUUCAGAACAGAAAUACACACACACGAAAUCUCAAUCACACUAAAAUAUAUAUGAUCACAUCAUCUUUCAUUGACCUCCCUCCCCCCAAAUGAAUAUAUAUGAUAGAAAAAUACAUUCACAGCUUCACAUCGUGGGAACAACGACUCUCAGAUUCUUGACAAAGUCCGAACAAUGAUUCCUAAUUGCCAACAGCUCAUACAGCGAAACAUCACGAGUCAACCACUACUCCAUUGUGAGCUUCUCAUACUCUCCUGAGAACAACGUUUAAAAGAAUAUGUGUUCCUGUAUCCAUUUGGGUUCGGUUCGGAUGUAUUUGAAUUUCAGUUUUUCAAGAUUAAAGAUUUAAGUUCCAUUCAGUUUUAUUUAUAAAUUUCCAUUUGGAUUUGGAUAUCAAUUUAAUUUAUGUAAAAAAUAAAAAUUUAAAUAUACCUUAAAAUUUUCAAAAUCCAAAAUGAAAAUAAUAUACAUGAAAUUUUAAUAAUGUUUAGAAAGUUAUAUGGAGUUUAGAAAGUUAGCUAGUUUGAUUUCUGAUAACUAAUUUUUAUCUGCUUGCUGGUGGUGCGUUUGAGGACCAGACCCAAGAGAAGUCGAGCUGUAUGUGGAAGAGAUAAAUGACUCUGAUGCAGUUAGGUCAUGAGGAUUAUACCGAGUUCAUAGUGUCAAAGAUCAAAUCUUUGACGUCGGUUGAUGCUGAGUUGUUGCCAAGGGAUAUACAAAGACGUUCAGAAAUGGAAGUUUUAGCAUAUUGAUUCAGGACGUGACCGGGGUUUUAUGUGAUACUAGAAGUAUUCUUUAUGGUUAAGAAUGUGAGGAAAACUAUAUAGUGAGCACUUACUAGACAGUCUUACCACUUCAAUGGUAGACGACGUGUUCUACGUGUUGCAGAGCUGUCUGAGACUUUAAACAUUAGUUCUGUCAUCUGUGAUUGAUGUAUUAAGCAAUGCAGUUAGCUUGUUGGCCAAUGAUUACCAUGAAGCGUUGCAACAGACGCUUAUAGAGCCAAAUCUUGGUGCUAGGUUGUUGUUUAGGUGGUAUCGGUGUGGAAAACACUGGAACUGAGAUUGCAAUUUCUUUGAACAAUAUGGAUGCGAGCCGGGAGUACAUUCUUAAACUAAAACACGAGAUGCAGGAGCAGUGUACUGAGGUUAGUACUCAUACUUCUAAUACUUGGUGAUUUAUUUACCUAGGCAACUUUUUUGCUAGAACUGAUUUGUACCCGAAUGCCAGUGCCUAGUUCGAAAGAUAAAAAUUAUUGAUAUACUCCCUCUGUAUCAUUUUAAGAGGUGUUUAAGUUUUUUGCACAAAUAUUAAGAAAAUACAAACUUUAAUGUAAUUAAUUUUGGUAACAUAAAAUAACAUUAAAUAAAACUAAUUCAACCAAUAAGAAAAAGAUGCGGUAUUUUAUAAUUGGUCAAAAAUUUCAAAUGAUAUUAAAUUUUACUUAGAAUUGUGAGAAUAUCACAUAUUUUGAAACAAAAUCAAAAUCUUUAAACACCAGUUAAACUGAUACGGAGGGAGUAUUGAUACUUUAUGUGGAUAUCCCGGUGAUAUAGCCAGCCAUAGCUCGUUGGGUUUAAUGAAUUAUUCUCCCUACCCGAGAGAUCUCUUUUUUAUAGUUAACUAGAUCUUAUUGUUUUUAAAUCAUACUCUCUUUAUUCUUAAAAGAUCCAUAUUCUAUAUUUUUCACAUAUUUUAAUAAAAUAUAUUAAAUUUGCAUAACUUUUUGUGUUUAUUUUUUUCAAUAACUUUAAACUAAUAAAAAAUCAAUUAGUACAAUUAAUUUUGUUGAAGUUUGUAAUUAAUUAAUAAAAUAUUUAUUGAAAAAAUAAAAAAUAGAUUUCUUUGAAAUAAAUUUUUUACUUUUAGGAACGGAAAGAAUACUUAUUUUAUCAUAGUACAAUGUAAAAUGUCAACUGGGGUUAUAACCCAUACCAUAAUUUGGGUUUUGUUAUGGGCCUUGCGUGCUUAUUGUUCAUCGUAGCAAAAUUAAUGAAAUCAACUCCCAUAAUGUUAAGGUCUUUUUUCUUUUUUCCUCCUAGAUUUGAUAAAAAAAAGUAUCAAUAAAUGUAGCAUAUGUGAUAUGCCUUUGUCAACGUAUAUGCUCCUUGUGAUUUGAAGUUACAGUAUGCUCUUGAGCCUUAAGAUAUUAUUUGAUUAACAGAAAACAGUAGUUUAUCUUCUAAACGAGUUUCUUAUUUCGAAACUCGGAGCAUAAAAUUUUAAGUUACUAUUAUCAUAUAUUCUCACAUUCCAACUGAAACCAAGUUGGGUGUGUGACCCACCAAAUUAGACGGUUCAGAUUAAAUUAUUCUAAGAGUUCCAAUGCACAUCACAUUUGAUUAAUUAUAUUCGAAUACUUCCUUUUAGUCUUUUUAUUUGUAGAAAAAAACUACAAAGAGGUUAUUUGUGAACCGUUGAUGAUUCCAUCAAAUCAGAAUCUGAUAUCGUUUAAAGUAUGCUGACACCCACUUGUAACUCAUGCUUAAUAUGCCCUGACCUCAAAUAUAGUGGUUGAAAACUUGUUAUGAUCUUGAUUACGGGUUCUACUUUGACUCUUGGUACGUCGGGUUUUCUUUUAUUUAAAGAUGGUUCGCUACUUAAAGGUAGAAAACAAACGAUUGUCAAUUAAGCAUGCACGUCAUUGCCAAUUUAUAGGUCAACUCAAGUGUUUUACUCUCAUAAAUAUUAGACGUCGGAAUCUUGUGCAAAAUCACAAACUACACAUAUGUUAAGUGUAUGGAAACAUGACAUCAAAUGGCUCAUCAUUCAUAUUUUCACUAAGCGUAGUUCUGUUAAUCGGAGUUGAAUAUUAGUCAUCAUUUUGAUUGUAUAGGUAAUCUUCUCCUAAUUUUCUUGGAAUUUUUUUGAUUAAAAAAAAUUAUAUGCAUACUUUUCAAACACUUUUGCAAACCAUGCGGAUUUGGGUGUUGUAAUGGUAGAUAUUUCCUCUUCAAUUUUAAUAUUAUCACCUUAUUUCUGGUAGGAGAUAUCUUCCCGUUUUUUCAACAAUAAACUCCAAAUAUUCUUGAUUUUAAUUUUAAUAACUCUUUCUGUCUAUUUAACAUAAUUUCAUUUUCGUCUUCAUCGAUCUGAUUUGUUUAAUGUUACAGCUGACAUAUUCAAUUUAAUAAGGUUCUUCAAAGAUAUGGAAGCUCAGACUUAAGAGAUUUAAACCAUGAUUAACUUCAAUUUCUUAACUGGAGUUAUAAGCUUUAGUUAAGAGACGGUUUUUAGUUUUUUUUUAGAUUUUAACUAAGAAAAGCUAAGAAUCAUCUCUUAAAUAAGAGAUAUAAGAGCCGUCUUUUAUACGAAAAGUGUAAAAAAAAAUUAAAUCAUAAGUUAAGAACCCCGGUUAAGAAACAUGGGUUAAUCAGCUCUGAGGCACCUCGUCACGAUAAGUCGAUAACAAAAAGCAUAUUACUAUAAUUGUCUUUUUGUUGUAUAGAGAUAAAACGGAGAAGACAAAAGCAAAUGACAAUAUAUUAAUUUAUAAGAUAAGGCGAUAUAUUAUAAUUUUAUCGUUAAUGCAAUGUACCAAUUUGAUCACUGCGCUCUGAUUCUUAUCAUCACUAAUUAAUUAUAAUAAGUAACCGAUAAAUUUAUAUGCUCAAUAAGGAUUAGUUAUCGACUUGAAUAAAAAGAACAAAAGACAAAUGUCUAUAUAUACCACUACUGAUAUAUAUAUAUAUAUAUAUAUAUAUAUAUAUAUAUAUAUAUAUAUAUAUAUAUAUAAUAAUUGAUUAUUUCGUAUUUAUGCACAUUAAAUAAAUAAAUAAUAAUAAUUUAUUUAAAAUAAUAGUACUUAUUAUCUAAAAUUUUUGUGUAUCAAUUAUUUAGUCAGUUUAGUUAUCAUUUGAAUAUAUUAAAUUAUAUCUAUUUUUCGAAUUAAACUAUUCUUUUGUUGAAAUAGCUUAGAUUUUUGAUUAGUUUUAUUAGUUUCAUUUAAUACUGAUUUAUAGUCUUAGAUUACCAAAUAUCAUUUAGUAAAAUUAUGCAUAAUUUGAUAUAGUUUAUUUUGAAAAAUAAACUAAAGUGCAAUCGAUUAAGAGUUAUACUAAAUGAAAUAAUAUUUUUUUUGAAAAUUCAUGUACAUGUAUAAAUUUUACAAAAUAACUCAUUUAUAUGCUUUAAGUUGUUUUAUAUUUAUAUGUAUAAAAAUCAAUAAAAUAUUUUAUAGAUAAUUAUAUAUUGCCAUUCUUGUUAAACUUUGAUUUUGAGUAUAAGAAUAUGAAUUAGUUCGAUUAAUAUUGUGAUUAUAUUAACAUACGUCUAUUCAUCCAAAUUGAACUAUAAUCAUUUUCAGUUAUAUUUAGAAUAAAAGCAUAUUAAACUAUUUAGAAUAAAUAUUUUUUUUUUGAAAAAGAGAAUAAAUAUAUAUUACUUAUUAUAUUUCUAAUUAUAAUAAAAUAUUUUGGUAAAAAUAUGUUGUUUGAAAUUAUGUUUUGAAAAAGAUAUUUUAAAAUAAAUUAUCUGAAUAUUUUAAGACAAGUUACUAAUAUUUUUGUUUUUAUAUCUCCUUGUUCUGGAUAUAACCUUAUAUAUAUUAAUCAUAUGGAUCAUUAAAUUAGUAUACAGUUUUUGCUUUAGUUAUAAACCAUCCCUUUGUAUUUAUUUUUUUUCUCAUGCACCUGUAGAUCAAUGGGUUUUUUUUGUUAACCUAAAAUAAUUAAAUAAAGUUAAAAGUCAUCCCACUAGUACUAUUAAAAAAGAUCUACUAAAAACAAGAGUCUAGAGCAAAUGGCAUGAAAAAAAAAACAAAUCAUAUAAUGACAAGAGCAUCCUACUUUUUUUUCUCUUUUAGCAGUGUAUGUGUGGGCCGACAAUAAGUGUGGCAACUCAUUUUCCAUCUUCUUUUUCCAUUUUCGUACAAUCUUUUAAUUAUAUAUAACUCCUGAAUUAAUAAAAGGGAAAAAAUAGCAUUUCACAAAAGGAAUUUAAUUAUUAAAAAUUGGUAGAUUAUGCAUCAAAUUAAGUAUUACUGUUUGUAUUAAUUAAUUUAUGUGAUGGAUUUAUACACUAAUUCAUCACUGUUAUUUUGAUUUGAGAUAAAAUUCUAAAAAAUUAUUAUGUUAUGGGCCUGUGGGCCUGGAAGUAACUGAGUCACAAAGACGUAGCAAAGCCGUAGGGGUGAUAAAGUGGGCCCAUAUCCACGACCGAAAGUAUGUUGAAAGGAGCGAUACCGUUAGGCUUUGGCAGUUUUUUCCGUUUACCUGUCUAUUUACUCUUGUCUUUGUUCAUCAUCUUUUAUUUACUUCACAAAUCGCGAGUAUUCCGAAUAAAUCUGGAGGUAUAUAUACGCACGUCGAAAGUAAAAUAUAGUUCAAAAGAGAGUUAAAUCAUACAAUAAUAUGAAUAUAAUUCCUUAUAUUCCAUGUUUUUUCCUCCUCAUUCUUAUUCCACGUGGUGAUAGGGAACUGUUAUGGUCCAAGAAUAAUUAUACAUUUCUUUUUUUUAACGACUUCAAUUCAUAAAUGAAAAACCCCAGGGGGAGAGUGAGAAUACAUUUCAAAAAAAAAUAUAUAUAUAUAUAUAUAUAUAUAUAUUUUUUCAUUUCAAAAUAUAUUAAAUUUUUAUCGACAUUAAUAUCAAGUUUUUUUCAUUCAUUGUGAAGUCUGUUAGGAUUAUAUAUACUGUAAGUGAUUUUAUUGGUGUGCAUGUUUCCUAUUUAUCGAUAACGUACACCGACCGAUUCGAUAUAAAACUUGAAAAUUUGUAGAUACGUCGAUGAAAAGUUACUUUCUAGUGUAUAAUAACUGUUAUUAUUCUUUAGUAGGUUUUUAAAAGUAAUUAAUUCAAAACAUACUUUUAUUAAAUACAAUUUCAUAAUUUUCUAUAAAUAUCAGUUACAAAAAAAAAAUUCCUAUAAAAAUUCUUUUAUUGAUUACAUGAAAAUGGAGGACUGAAACGUGUUAGCUCCGCAAUGCUUCGACAGAAAAAGAAAAGAUAGGAAAUCGAUGAGAAACACAUCAAACAAACGACGUCGAAUAAGCUUCUUUACAUGUAAUCACACUCUCAUUUCUUACUUCACUACAACUCUUUACAGCUCAUUUCUUCCACUUUCCUCUAAUUUUCCUGAAAUCAUAUCAAUACUUGACAAAAUAUGCCAAAAACCUCAUGUCAUUUUACACACGUUGAAUGUCCGCAACUGAUACUGACCCUCUAUUAUUUCCACUAAUUGUAAGCUUUCCAUUCAACAUAUAUGCUUUAUACAAUGAAAUCUCUAUAAAUUAAUAAUGUUAGAAAUAUAUCAAAAUUAUUUUUUUUUAAUUUAUAGAAAUAUUAAUUUAUUGAAUCAAAAACUCAAUUUGAGACUAUAAAUUAUAUUAUUUAUAGAGAUUUUUAGUGUAUAUUAAUUUAUAGAGUAUUAAUUUAAAAAUGUUAUACUGUAUAUGUUCUAGAAAAUUGUUUUGCACACUUCCGUAGAACAAAUGUUUUACGCCAUGUCUUCGGUAUUAGUGCCGGCUGAUCCCCUAGGAGGAUUAUUCGGCCGAAGACCUAAUACACUUGUUUAAUUGUUUUGCAUUUUAAUUUACCAAAAACAAGUUGAUACUAGUUGAUUCUUAACAAUAUGUACUACAAUAUCUCAUUCUAUUAUGAUUUAAAAAUUUUGAUUUAGAAAGUAAUAAUAUUCUAAUUUAAAACUACUUUCUUGAUAUCGACUCACUGGAAUAUUUUGUUUGGAUUUUACGGCAAUAGAACUUGGAUAUGAAAUUUAAACAAACCAAAGUAUCGUAAUAACUGUGGAUUUUAUCUCAGUUAUGAAAACAAGUUUAUCAACAAAAAGCAAUAAAGAAUAAAUUAGUUCAUGAUGUAGUUUAAUAAUCGAUUUCUUUUACAUUGUAAGUUUUUUUUUUUUAAUCAUGAUUUGGUAUUCCAAACGUUUUAAGUGAGAAAGUUCUUUGAUAAUUAAGCUCCGAAAAUUAGUAUGGGUCUCUCAUUCCACCAAAAUAAAAAGUUAUCAGAACGAGAAAAGAAACCUAGAUAGAAAGUGUUUAGCUUACUGAUGAGGUCAAUCGGGGGAGACCGAGCAUGUGGACUUGGUGCGUGCACGUACGAUGAAUGCAUGAUUUACUAUUCUUUUAUUUUGCUUAAUUGUUUAUGGUUUACCUUUUUCCCUUCACCCCUUGUAUGCACCGGAAAGAAAACUAUUCAGCCGACCACUAGAGAGGGUCUGUGUUCAAUAGGGACACGUACCGAAGUAGACCACACGUGUGUGUCGGUUUAGGAUGAAUGACAGAUGCAGACGAGUCAUAUGUUCUGGACAGCGACCGACAAGCUCCUGACACGUUAUGAACCUUUAAUUUUAAAUCUUUUCUGGUUCGGUCCGGUCCAUGGCCGGCGAUUUAGCCUGGCACUUCAAUUGACUACAAGAAAAACGAACGUAACUAUAAUAAUUGAGGCUUUUUUUUUUUUGAACACCCAGUAAUAAUUGAGGCUAAUAGAAUAAAAAUAUGGUCUUUCCGUAAAAAGCUGACAAAAUAUUAAAUAUAAAUCCAGAUGUCAUCUACUGGCGCAUUGUAGUAAAUAUAUAUUAAACUAAAACUCAAAAUGAAAUACUCUAUUCGAAUUGAACAGAGAUAAAAAUAUACACAAGGGAUCAACCUAUAUACUAAAUGAAAUUGUAAAAUAUCGGUGUUAUAAAAGGACCUACUUUUAAUAAAAUUAUUUUACAAUUAGUAAUAACAAAUUAUCGACUAGGAACAAACAAUACAUAUAAAUGUUCGGAAUCGAGAAUUUGUUUUGAACAAUGGAUUCAUAAAAAUGUAUCAUAUGACUUUUUUUGUCAACUAUCAUAUCACUAAUUUCCGUAAAGACACUUUUUUAUUUUGUAAAUAUAUUAUAAAUAUAUUAUUUAAUAGUAAGUGAUUACGUUUUUUCUUUUAAUGUGAAGUAAGCAAUUUUCUUUUUGAUGAAACAUCAGUUUAAGUGAAAGACUAAGUUUCAGGUCAAGAGAAGACUCGUAAACUUCGUGGAAGUGUGGAUGUCAUGCACGUGAAACUAAAUAAUUCACAAUCUAACCUUUUUAGACAUUAAUUAUAUGUUGAAUCUAAUGUCCAAUUUUUUUUUUUUUUUUUAAAAAUAUAUAUAUAUAUAUAUGCUGAAUCGUUGCAAAAAAAAAAAGAUAAUAAAUCAGAGUUGAAC